AGCUUUUUGUGCCUUGUUCGCCUUCACCGAUUUGAGUGCCACACAAGCCUCAUUUAUAGUCAUAUCCGCCCGCGCCGACAUUCUCGCUUUCUCUGCAUCUACUACUUGUUCUCUCUGCGCUUCUUGCAACCUCAUUGCGCCCCUUUCCCCAGCUCAAAUUCAAAGCAUACGCCAUGCCGUCUGCCGUGAAACCGCCGCAGACACUGUACGACAAGGUCUUCGAGGACCACAUUGUCCAGGAGCAGGACGAUGGCACGAUUCUGCUCUAUAUCGACAGGCAUCUUGUCCACGAGGUGACAUCACCACAAGCAUUCGAGGGUCUCCGAAAUGCAGGCCGAAAAGUACGACGACCAGACUGCACGCUUGCCACAGUAGAUCACAACAUCCCCACUGCGUCGCGGAAAAACCUCACCACCACCGAAAAGUUCAUCGACGAGACAGACUCGCGGUUACAAUGCAUGACUCUCGAGGACAACGUCAAGGCAUUCGACCUCACAUACUUUGGCCUCGACGAUAAGAGGCAGGGUAUUGUACACAUCAUUGGGCCCGAACAAGGCUUCACGCUGCCUGCCACCACGGUUGUCUGUGGUGACAGCCACACCUCUACACAUGGCGCAUUCGGUGCCCUCGCAUUCGGCAUUGGGACGAGUGAAGUGGAGCACGUUUUGGCCACACAGACCAUCAUCACAAGGAGGAGUAAAAACAUGAAAGUGCAAGUCGACGGUGAGCUAGGCCCUGGAGUCAGCAGCAAGGACAUCAUUCUACACGUCAUUGGCAUCAUUGGCACUGCCGGAGGAACCGGCACGGUUAUCGAGUUCUGCGGCUCGGCUAUCCGCGGCCUGAGCAUGGAGGCUCGCAUGUCGAUAUGUAACAUGGCCAUCGAGGGCGGCGCAAGAGCCGGAAUGAUUGCGCCCGACCAGACUACCUUUGACUACCUCAAGGGACGGCCGCUAGCACCAAAAGUGAACAGCCCAGAGUGGAAGAAAGCCUGUAACUACUGGCUGGGCCUGAAGUCGGACGAAGGCGCCAAGUUUGACAUUGAGGUCAACAUUGACGCAAAGGACAUCGCGCCUACGGUUUCAUGGGGUACCUCACCACAGGAUGUUAUCCCGAUUACUGGCGUAGUUCCUGGUCCUGAUGAUUUCGAGGAUGAGGUCAAGAAAGAUGCGUGCAAACGUGCGCUCAAGUACAUGGGUCUGACCGCUGGUACGCCCAUGCAGGACGUCAAGGUUGAUAAGGUCUUUAUCGGGUCUUGUACAAACGCCCGUAUCGAGGAUCUGCGGGCAGCUGCACGUGUUGUCGAGGGCAAGAAGGUUGCUUCCAACAUCAUGCGCGCUAUGAUUGUGCCUGGUUCUGGGCUCGUCAAGAAGAAGGCCGAAGCGGAAGGUCUUGAUAAGAUCUUCAGUAACGCUGGCUUCGAAUGGAGAGAAGCUGGCUGCUCAAUGUGCCUAGGCAUGAACCCAGAUAUCCUUUCCCCUGGCGAGCGCUGCGCCUCGACCUCAAACCGAAACUUCGAGGGACGACAAGGUGCUGGCGGUCGAACCCAUCUGAUGUCGCCCGUCAUGGCCGCCGCCGCCGCAAUCGUUGGAAAUCUUGCCGACGUGCGCAAGUUGGCACCACCAUCCGCAUUUCCUGCGAAAGGAUCCCCCAAGAUUGAGCUCGAUGCUCAUCUGGAGGAAGUCGGGAGCGACGACGAAAUGGAACGGAUCAUGGAUCUCCCCCCUGACUCUCAACAACACACAGCCUCAAAUAGCAGUACCACAGGCGCUUCCGCUGGCAUGCCCAAAUUCGAGACGCUCCGUGGAUAUGCAGCACCGAUGGACAUCGCGAACAUUGAUACCGACGCCAUCAUCCCUAAACAAUUUCUCAAGACAAUCAAGCGCUCUGGUCUCGGCUCUGCGCUCUUUCAUGCCUGGAGAUACCUGGCGGGCGGUGAUGAAGAGGAUCCCAGCUUUGUCCUGAACCAGGAACCGUACCGCAACUCGAAGAUUCUUGUAUGCACAGGCCCAAAUUUCGGCUGUGGCUCAAGUCGUGAGCAUGCGCCAUGGGCUCUACUGGACUUUGGCAUAAAAUGCAUCAUCGCCCCCUCCUUCGGCGACAUUUUCUUCAAUAACACGUUCAAAAACGGCAUGCUACCCCUCCGCAUCACUGACACAGCCGCCCUCCAGCGCAUAGCCGAGCAAGCCAAAGCCGGCAAGGAGAUUGAAGUCGAUCUUGUCAACCAGGUCAUCCGCGACGCCGAGGGCAACGAGCUCUCUACGUUCGACGUCGAAGAGUUUAGGAAACACUGCCUGGUCAACGGCCUAGACGACAUUGGCCUUACCAUGAGCAGCGUAGACAAGAUCGAGGCACACGAGCGCAAGAGGACGGCCGUGUGGCCGUGGCUAGACGGCAGUGGCUUUUUAGCCAGACACGGCCGGGGCCCUGUGAAGAUCGAGGCAAAGCCUGUUCCUAAGACGAAUCGUGGAGAGGAGAUCAAGGAACCGCUGGAGUGGUAA
Molecule: messenger RNA, 2498 nt
Organism: Cucurbitaria berberidis CBS 394.84
Lineage: Eukaryota; Fungi; Ascomycota; Dothideomycetes; Pleosporales; Cucurbitariaceae
Exons: 4
Coding region: 174-2498 (774 amino acids)
Biological process (GO): L-leucine biosynthetic process
Cellular component (GO): 3-isopropylmalate dehydratase complex
Molecular function (GO): 3-isopropylmalate dehydratase activity; 4 iron, 4 sulfur cluster binding
Source: RefSeq, a predicted model, not a curated record